GCCUCAUCAACAAUCAAAAGUCACGGUGGUGGCCACGAUGGAUGCUGGACGUGAGAGGAAGCGGGGCUUGCUUACUUCUCUUUCCUCACGGCAAAUCUGGCCACCCUUCGAUGUCGGACAGUCGUUCAUAUGUAGUCCGAGGGCGAUCAGAGGCCGUGCCCGCUCGUCGCCGACUGUCCUUUCUGCGAAUCAUUUGCUGUCGCCAUCGUAAGCAUCAACUACAGCAAGAAAAAAAUCCGCCGCUUGUUACACUGUUCGCCUUCGCAUAGUCUUUUUCCUUUCGGCCCCUUCUGCGCGGCGCCCAGUCGGGAUUUUUAUUUGGUACUCGAUUGCCCGCCCUCGGGUUGAGAUCUGGUCUCCGUAGACAAGUCCAACGUCUCUGCGUGUCAUCUCUGUCUGACCACACGCGCACGACAAUUACCAGGUUGUCGUGUCGCGAAAAUGGUAGUUGUUCUGCUACCAAUCCUUGCCACAUUACUUGGGCGCGUGGCGGCAGCAGAUUUCAACUACAACCUCGCCGGCAACAGCGGUGGGCCUGGCACCUCCAAUAGCACAUUCGGAACUCCGAGGAUAUGUGCGGCGAAUGCCGGAUCGCCCAAUGUCACGGGCUCCCAGACCAUCGCGCCCGACAUUCUCGAAGGUGGGAAAUCGACCAAUCUUUCAUUUACACCCGUCAGCUGGCGAACGACGGUAUACCAGCCGCGACCGAAACCAGGCGAUGCGUCUCGGACAGAGCUUUCGCUCUGGUUUGACACGAAUGGAGCUAACUACACCGACAACUACGACCUCGGAUGGGAUGUCUGCUAUUUCUGGAUGCUGCCUUUUACUGUCGACACCUUCCUACGAGCGCAGAAAGACAAAGGUGACUGUUUGACUACCCUAGACGCGAACUGUGUGAAGGAUAUGUCAAACGCCGCAACUGCCGCUGCCCGGCUGCUCGUCGGUCUCCCGACUCCUGGUCCGGAUUCCAAUCUUACUGCAAACUCAUUGCCGAGUGUCUGUGCGAAGAUAGCCUCGAUUGUGAACUCGAAUUUCCCUUCAUCUUGUGCGCCAUACUUCAACGGGUCAGCAUCGCUUUCCGCAGGACCUCCUGCCCUGGGCGGAGCUCUCACCGGCCCCAAAUCUCUCGUCGCGGCAUCCCAGUGCAAGACAAAGUACGGCAGUCUCAUAUGGACGCAGAUUGGCGCCGCCGACAGCGACACCUAUACCUUGUCCACUUGGUGGACCACGGGAAUUCUUACUCUAUUCCUGCCCAUCGCCGACUACGCUCGUCCGGUCACCCUCCCUCAAUCCACCGCGGUUGCCACUUGCCUCCGCGCCAACACUGUCGAACCAGGCUCGCUCGCGCCAUUGGACGCCCCGCUUCCCACACCACUAUCUACAUCGAGUUCGUUGAACAACGGAACGACGUCCACUGCGAAUAGCAGCGACGGCAGCAGCACCAAAGCCCUCAGCACAGGCGGCAUCGUCGGGCUCGCCAUCGGCGUGUGUGCCGGGCUCCUCCUCAUCGCACUGGGUGCCUUCCUCUGCUUCCGCAAACGCCGCCGUCAGCGACAAGUGUCCGCCGCGGCCAGCUCACAUGGCUCCGUGGAAAUGGACGGCAAAUCCUCUCUCUUGCAACACCGUUUCCCUUCGGAGGCACCCAACUUGAACACCUUUUACGAAAUGUCCUCGCACCACCACGGCGCGGAGUUGCCUGGCAAGUCGGCAAUGGCACCGGUGGAAUUGCCGGCGCCGGUGGAGAGGACUCCGUCGCAGACGCAUAUCGGCGUCAAUCGAUGAUGAUGACGAUUGCGUCUGUCCCUGAGCCUGGGGUCCACGAAAGCUAGGAAAUUUUUGAUUUUGUAUAUACCACAUUUUGUUUCUGUCACGAGCUUUUUCCCGAUGUGUGUGGACACACCGCGGCUGGCGCGCAGAGCUAUUACUAUUGAUGACAAACCCGUUGAAUUGAAUCGUGCUUACUCAUCCUCAGCCA
Messenger RNA from Dissoconium aciculare CBS 342.82, 1975 nucleotides. RefSeq lists its product as uncharacterized. The coding region runs from base 442 to 1782 and encodes 446 amino acids. The record is from RefSeq and is a predicted model, not a curated record. Lineage: Eukaryota; Fungi; Ascomycota; Dothideomycetes; Mycosphaerellales; Dissoconiaceae. The transcript has 2 exons.